Molecule: messenger RNA, 1740 nt
Organism: Hevea brasiliensis (rubber tree)
Lineage: Eukaryota; Viridiplantae; Streptophyta; Magnoliopsida; Malpighiales; Euphorbiaceae
Product: heat stress transcription factor B-4
Exons: 2
Coding region: 203-1282 (359 amino acids)
Biological process (GO): regulation of transcription by RNA polymerase II
Cellular component (GO): nucleus
Molecular function (GO): DNA-binding transcription factor activity; RNA polymerase II cis-regulatory region sequence-specific DNA binding
Source: RefSeq, a predicted model, not a curated record
ACAGUAGCACACUCACCCCCUCUUCUCCAACAUUUUUUAUGCAACCACAUGCAUGUUUCACACUCACCCCCACCCUUAUUCUUUAGUUCCUGCGACCUGGUUCUUAGUUUCUUACUCAUCAGAGCCAAAACCCCUACUGUUUCCCUUUAAGACCCCCCCUCUCUCUCUUUCCGCAGAAUAUCAGGUGUGCUUUUGAUCUUCAAUGGCGCUUAUGCUAGACAACUGUGAAGGCAUAUUGCUGUCACUAGACUCCCACAAAUCGGUCCCAGCUCCAUUUCUUACCAAAACCUACCAAUUAGUUGAUGAUCCCACCACCGACCACAUAGUCUCUUGGGGUGAAGAUGAUACAACUUUCGUUGUUUGGAGACCGCCUGAGUUCGCCCGAGAUCUCCUCCCUAACUAUUUCAAGCAUAACAACUUCUCUAGCUUUGUCAGGCAACUCAAUACCUAUGGUUUUAGGAAGGUUGUACCUGACAGAUGGGAGUUCGCAAAUGAGUUUUUCAAAAAAGGAGAGAAGCAUUUGCUCUGCGAAAUCCAUAGAAGAAAAACAGCUCAGCCACAAGUAGCUUUCAAUCACCACCACCAUCACCACCCACAUUCUCCGCUUGGCGUUAACGGACCCAGUUUCUUUCCAUUUACAAGCCGAGUUAGCAUCUCGCCAUCUGAAUCUGAUGAACAACCCAACAACUGGUGUGACUCGCCGCCUCUCUCUUCACCGAGAGGAGGAGAGGCUAAUGCUUCAGUUAUUAAUGGUGGUGGAUACAACAGCUCUGUCACUGCCUUAUCAGAGGAUAAUGAGAGAUUAAGGAGAAGCAAUAAUAUGCUUAUGUCUGAGCUUGCACAAAUGAGAAAGCUUUACAAUGAUAUUAUCUAUUUUGUCCAAAAUCAUGUCAAGCCUGUGACUCCAAGCAAUUCCUACCCUUCUUCCUUGCUUCUUUGUGCCCCAACAUCUACUGCUCAUCCUUUUGCUUCUAACGGUUCCCUGGUACAAAAGCCUUUAAACCAGCUUCUUGGAUAUCACCCUCCUACUAACACUAAGCAAAUUCCUCAAGUUCAAGUUUUAAACUCUCCUAGCACCACUUCACAGAGCUCUUUGACAAUUCUUGAAGAUUCCAACGGCAAUGGCUGCAAAACGAAGUUGUUUGGUGUGCCUCUACAAUCCAAAAAAAGAUUGCACUCGGAGUAUGCUUCUAAUACGGGAAACAUGGAGUCUAGUAAGGCUCGUCUGUUGUUGGAUAAAGAUGAUUUAGUGUUGAAUCUCAUGCCCCCUUCAACAUGGUAGUUCCUCAAAUCCAUUGAAAGAUCUGAGGUUUUUGCCCUCUCUUCUUCUUCUUCUUUUCCCUCACUACCUUCAUUUAGAUAUUUCUCGUUCGAUUGCUAUGUUGUUCUUUAGAGUCUGAGAGUCUAAGAUGAUAGUGUUGAUUAAAUAUGUGUGUGCGUGCGUGUGUGCAUUUGUGACUCUGUACAUAAUUUUAGUGCCGGGGGUAUUAUCUUCUUUCCCCGUAGCCACAUGAAUGCUGGUGGGUUUUGGUUAGACUGAUGAUCAAAGAAAAUUUAAAGAUCACCAAAUCUUCCUCGAGAGAUUUCUCUUCGUUUUGGUUGGUGCAAUUUAUUGCCCUCUCGAUUAUCAGAUCUCUCUUUCCUCUUCUCCUUCUCUUUUCUGAAUUUGAUGCCUGUAUGCUUCAGUUACAUUAAUGCAAGAAUAGAGAGAGAAAGAAAGAGAGAGUCUUGAGUCUUGAA